This is a messenger RNA of Drosophila novamexicana, 596 nucleotides long. RefSeq names its product V-type proton ATPase 16 kDa proteolipid subunit-like. The transcript has a single exon. The record is from RefSeq and is a predicted model, not a curated record. Gene Ontology annotation, cellular component: proton-transporting V-type ATPase, V0 domain. Gene Ontology annotation, biological process: proton transmembrane transport. The coding region runs from base 92 to 571 and encodes 159 amino acids. NCBI's taxonomy places the organism in Eukaryota, Metazoa, Arthropoda, Insecta, Diptera, Drosophilidae. Gene Ontology annotation, molecular function: proton-transporting ATPase activity, rotational mechanism.
GCAUUUCAUUUGACAACGUUAACGAUUCCAAAAACUUUGAAAAUAUGAAAAAUCUGUAAAACCCAGAAAAUUCCUAGAAAAUCGAACGAGCAUGUCAACCGCCUUAGGUGAAAACGAUAAGCCCACCUAUGCUGUGUUGUGCGGCGGCUUGGGAGCUGCAUUUUCCAUCAUAUUUUCAACAUUGGGUGCCUCAUAUGGCACGGCAAUGUCGGGCGCGGGCAUUGCCACCAUGGCCAUAACCAAGCCAGAACUAAUCAUGAAAUCCAUCAUACCUGUGGUCAUGGCUGGCAUUAUAGCAAUCUAUGGACUAGUUGUGGCAGUGCUUAUAUCCGGCGCCAUAGACCAGAAAUAUACCAUACAAAAGGCUCACAUCCAUUUGGGCGCUGGACUAACCGUCGGCCUGGCCGGUCUCGCGGCGGGCCUGGCCAUUGGCAUUGUUGGAGAUUCCUGUGUGCGUGCAACAGCUCAGCAGCCGCGUCUAUUUGUGGGCAUGAUCCUUAUACUGAUCUUUUCCGAGGUGCUGGGCCUAUACGGCCUGAUUGUGGCCAUCUAUUUGUACACCAAGUUGUAGUUCUUCAAUAUUAAAGCUUUACACA